AGGGUAAGCAAUUAUCGCUCGGAGUCGGAGCCCCAAAAUCUCACUCCCACCGCCACCACCACCGCCACCGCCGCUCCUUCAGCCUCCUCCCACCGUGCCGUGGCUGGAAUUGAUAAAAUUAUAUAUAUAUGGCGGAGAUACAGACCUCUGGCAGGCCAAUUGAUCAAUUGUUGGAGAAAGUCCUUUGCAUGAAUAUUCUUUCUUCUGAUUACUUCAGAGACCUUUUGAGAUUAAAAACUUACCAUGAAGUGAUAGAUGAGAUCUACAAUCAAGUUGAUCAUGUGGAGCCAUGGAUGACUGGCAAUUGUCGUGGUCCUUCUACAGCAUUCUGCCUUCUAUAUAAAUUUUUUACUAUGAAGCUCACUGUCAAGCAAAUGCACGGUCUCUUGAAGCACCCAGACUCUCCUUAUAUCAGAGCUGUUGGGUUCCUUUACCUAAGAUAUUAUGCUGAUCCAAAGACUCUAUGGAACUGGUAUGAACCAUUUAUCAAGGAUGAUGAGGAAUUUGCUCCUGGAUCCAAUGGUCGCAUGACUACAAUGGGUGUUUAUAUUAGGGACUUGCUUCUUGGACAGUACUAUUUUGAUACUCUUUUUCCUCGCAUCCCUGUUCCUGUGCUGCGCUCUGUUGUAUCCAAUCUCGAAAAACUGAAGCUUCCAACCAAGCAUUGUGGUACCACUGGGGAAUCAACACGUGGAUCUGAUGAAACUGCCCGUCGGCCACCAUCUGUUAAGGCUGCUCUCUCCGUCUCUUUUGGUCAGCGUGCUCCACAUCGUGCAUCAACUAGAGAUUCAUCUCCUGUCCGACGCACCAUACCAACACCAUCAUAUGAUAGAGACGAUGAUUCAAGACGUUCCCCCAGUGGUCGCCAAAGCCAAAGCCGUGAGUUGUCUGACCGGGAUUAUAUAGAUAGGGAUCGUGGCAGGGACAGGGACAGGAACCGAGACAGAGAGAGGGACCGGGACAGGGAACAAUAUCGGGAUAGGGAGCGGGACAGAGACAGAGAUAGAGAACGAAGGUAUGACUAUGAUCGACGGUCCCGGGAAAGUGGAAGGGAUUAUGAGAGGAGGAGCCAUGAUGGCAGCCGACAUUAUAGUGAAGGUAGUUCCCGUAGGAGCAGGAGCAGGAGCAGAAGCAGAAGUCAAAGCAUGUACGAGCAUAGUAUGCAUGGUGAUCAUCGUAGUUCACCUCGAGAUGGGAACAGGGAGAAGACUACUGCAUCCAGCAAUCUGGCGAAACUUAAAGAUAUAUAUGGCGAUUUGGGCAGUCAAAAGGAGGACACGGGCAAGGACAGGGGGCCUAAUAGGGAUAGUGGCACUGAGGAGGUUAUUAGACUUGGUGGUUCUACUUGGAGGUAGUGCGAGCACUGUUUUCUUUGCCAGCGUAUUAGCUUCAUGGAUCGACUUGUACCAGAUUGGCUCUCUUCCUUUGAUGAAGCUUCUAUCUCUUUCCUCUAGUUUUUCUCACCCUUCUUGAUGACAUUCAAUCUGAUAUUUCCAGACUAGACUACACAAUAUCAGUUAUGCCAUUGCCUUUCAUGAAUAUGCAGUGGGGAAGGACUGCAUGUAUAUUAGAAUUGUUGAAUGGUUUAUUCUGUUCCAGCGAAGUUUCAUUGCUCAAUUUAUUUCAAAGAACUGAAGACUGAUCAGAGUGAUCAAUCGUCAAGCCCUUUGACGACUA
Messenger RNA from Coffea eugenioides, 1677 nucleotides. RefSeq names its product pre-mRNA splicing factor SR-like 1. Gene Ontology annotation, cellular component: precatalytic spliceosome. Lineage: Eukaryota; Viridiplantae; Streptophyta; Magnoliopsida; Gentianales; Rubiaceae. The coding region runs from base 129 to 1355 and encodes 408 amino acids. The record is from RefSeq and is a predicted model, not a curated record. The transcript has 5 exons.